CCGCCCCCUCCCAUUGGCUGAGCCCGGACGCCCCGCCCACCGGAGGCCCCCCAUUGGCUGGCUGCCGCUCCUCCUCCUUUGAUGGACGGGCGGCAGGGCGGGGCUCCUGAGCAGAGUUGCCCAACGUCACACUUCAAGUCCUGACGGAGUUUCUGGGGGUGAACCGGGCAUGUUGGGAGUUGUAGUUAAUAAUACUUUUCAAUAGCCAAUAGGGGCCCGCUCGUGGGCGGGGCGUCACGGACUCGGCCAAUGGGAGGGCGAGGGGCGGAGGAGGGGCGGGGCUUCUUCCUGGCUGGGCCUGCGCAGAGCCUCUCUCGCCGCCAUUGUUUUCUGAGGCGUUUCCUCUGGAGCCGCGAAGGAGGAGAGAGAGAGCGAGAGAGAGAGAGAGAGAGAGAGAGAGAGAGAGAGAGGACGUGAGAGUUCUCUGGAGCCACCCCUGCCGUGAUGGGAAACGAACCAGCUUCUAGUAGAUAUUAAGGCAUUUGGAAACCAAAGUGCAGUAAGGAAACCAGUCCUCUAGGAAAAAGGAUUCCUCUCAAGUGGCUGAUCUUGCUGAAUCCCUACAUUCACUUUGGAUUAUAGAGUAGAACCAUAGAGUUGGAAGAGACUGCAUGAGGCACCCAGUCCAGGCCUCUGCCGUGCAGGAAAAGCGCAAAGUACCCCUGACAGAUGAGCAUCUGGCCUCUGGUUAAAGGAUUCCAAAGGAGCCUCCACUACAUUUUGAGGCAGAGAGUUCUACUGCUGAACAGCUCUUACAGUCAGGAAGUUCUUCUUAAUGUUCAGAUGGAAUCUACUUUCCUGCAAUUUGAACCCAGUGCUGUGAGUAAUCAGAAAGGGAAGAACAAGAUUCAUGUAUCCAUAUUGGAAUUAAAUGUACAUAGCACUGUUGACAUGGAGGAGAAAGCAUAUAAAUGUAUCGAAUGUGGAAAGAGCUUUAGUAAGCAUGGAAAGCUGAAGAGACAUCAAAGGACUCACACUGGGGAGAAACCCUAUAAAUGCCUGGAGUGUGGACAGAGCUUCACUCAGAAGGGACACUUACAAACACAUCAAAGGACUCACACUGGGGAGAAACCCUAUAACUGCCUGGCGUGUGGACAGAGCUUCGCUCAUAGUUCAGCUCUACGUAGACAUCAAAGGACUCACACUGGGGAGAAACCCUAUAACUGCCUGGAGUGUGGACAGAGCUUCACUCAGAAGGGGAACUUAUAUACACAUCAAAGGACUCACACCUGGGAGAAACCUUAUAAAUGCCUGGAGUGUGGACAGAGCUUUGCUCAGAGUUCAGGACUACGUUCACAUGAAAGGAUUCACACUGGGGAGAAACCCUAUACAUGCCUUGAGUGUGGACAGAGCUUUGCUCGUAGUUCAGGAUUACGUUCACAUCAAAGGAGUCACACUGGGAAGAAACCCUAUACAUGCCUUGAGUGUGGACAGAGCUUUGCUCGUAGUUCAGGACUACGUACACAUCAAAGGACCCACACUGGGGAGAAACCCUAUAAAUGCCUGGAAUGUGGACAGAUAGAAUGAGGCUUUUAGUCACGUAUCCAUGUCUGUUGGUUCAGUUGUGUGUCUAUGUAGGUAACUCUGUUUCUUAUUUCGUUUUGUAGAUCACGAUUGCCCUUCAGACCUCUCGCAGGUAGGACCACGUGUGCUAUAAACAUGGAAGAUGGUACAUGUAGGUUAACAACAUGGGUAAUGUAAUACAUUCACACAAGAGACAGGAAUGGGGUGUCUGUUUGUUACUACUGUUCAGCUAAUGAUAUGGUCUGAUGGAAAUAUAAUAGAACCUGAUAAACAACAGUAGGUUGAAAUGUAAAUGUAACGUAAGCUUUGUUCAAGAUGAUGAAACUGGGAAUUUGGUGUACGUGAUGGAAAAUAGAGACAAACUCCAUCACUGGUUAAAGUGUGUCAUACUGGGCAAAUGUGCUCUCUAGGCGCAUCAUCGUAGUAGUAGUAGUUCACUAGCUGCCGGGUGAACUACAGCUCCCACCAUGGUGGUCAGUUCCCCCCAAACCCCUCCAGUAUAUUAAGUUAGUCUUGGUGGUUCUGUGUGCCACGUUUGGUCCCGGUCUAUUGUCGGUGGUGGUCCCAGUGUCUCUGGAUGCAGGUGAACUAUAAAUCCCAGUGUCUACAACUCCCAAAGGCCCGCCCAAAGCCUACCAGUCUUCCAAAUUGGCCAUAUCGGGUACGCUUGCCAGGGAUAUCCGCACCAGGCUUAUCUUACCUUUGAUACACAAGCACCCAGGCCGUUCAGGAGACUUUUAUCCCUCCCUGCUACUUGUGGAUACUCAUUCAGCUACAACUGACAAUGUUGCAAAGUUUUGUGCCUACAAAGUCCGCCAGGGGAUGAUGGGUCCCAAAAGUGACCCAUGUCUCCAGUGAUCAUCUCUCUUGGUUCUAUAACUGGCUGAUGGACCUCUGCAUUGUAUGUUUUGCCGUUUCCCCUUCCGCUCCCCCCCCCCCCCCCCGAUUAUUGUGCUUUAGUAUCUUUAUAUUUUAAAUGUACUAAACGUACCAAGUUUGUAUGUAACUGUGACCUUUAUGUCCUGUGCUGGUCUAUGACCGAAAUAAAUGAUGUGAUUUGAAA
Anolis carolinensis (green anole) is the source of this 2587-nucleotide messenger RNA. RefSeq names its product zinc finger protein 239-like. Gene Ontology annotation, molecular function: RNA polymerase II cis-regulatory region sequence-specific DNA binding; DNA-binding transcription factor activity, RNA polymerase II-specific. Lineage: Eukaryota; Metazoa; Chordata; Lepidosauria; Squamata; Anolidae. The transcript has 2 exons. The record is from RefSeq and is a predicted model, not a curated record. Bases 670 to 1527 code for a protein of 285 amino acids. Gene Ontology annotation, biological process: regulation of transcription by RNA polymerase II.